ACUGGAAGCGAAGCCGCCCGGUGGCGGCGGCUGCGGCUGCUGCGCAUCACGGGUCACAUCAUCGCGGGGGCCGCCCGCCCUCCAGCCCUUUCCGCGCCUGCUCAGUGGCGGCGGCGCUCACCUAGCUCCGGAGCUGUCACCGCCGCCGGGCUGCUCCCUCCCCACCGCCGCGAUGGAGCGGGACCCGGGGCCGCCGCCAUCGCCCUCGCCCAGGAUAUUAUCCACAGAAAACAAUGGGAAGUCUGUAUCCUAGUGCCUCAGUUAAUAAGCAGUUCAUCCCUCCUUGGUGAUGACAGUGGAAACCCCUAAUCAGGAUCCCCAACAGUACAGUUAGGACUCAUCCUGAUCCAAUCUUGCUUAUGGAAUUGUUGAAGAUCUGAGAUCAAUGAAAAAGCAUCUUUGCAUGCAGAAAAGGAUCCUUUUUUUUUGUUUGUUUUAAAAUCAUCAAGCAUGGCACUUAAUGACUCAUCUACAAGAUUUCUUCACUGACAUCUGAAGAACAAAGUGCUUUUCAACCUGUACUUCUGUAGCACUAUGACUAACUGUAAAGGCAGAUCUACCAUCUCCAAAACAAACCACAAAGUUCAUGACAGAGAACGUUUUGUAAACUGGACCAUAAACUUUAAUACAAUUCAAUCCGAUAAGUUUUUGAAGCUCCUUUUGAGUAUGGUUCCUGUUGUUUACCAAGUAAACCAGGAUGAAAGACACAAGAAAGUGAAUGGUGUCUGGCAAGAUGGAUUACAACCAGCAGGACACAAUUUUAAUGUUAGGUCUGAACAACAUACAGAAUACCAUCACUUCUCAGACCCAAGUUUUCAUGGUAGCAAUGGACACAGCCCAUCUAGCUGUAGCCCUAAAUAUGAUGAUUUUACCAGUUACAAUUACUGUGAUGGAAUGGGCACUUCAGAAACAGAUGCCAUGUUGCAGGAAGACAACCUAUCUACUGACAGUAAUGAAGAUAUCAUUGUGGAAGGAAGUACAAAACAACCCAAAGAAUCUAGUAGUAUUAUGGCAUUACAGAUACUCGUACCUUUUUUGCUAGCAGGAUUUGGAACUGUUUCUGCUGGCAUGGUUUUGGAUAUUGUACAGCAUUGGGAUGUGUUCAAGAAUGUUACUGAAGUUUUUAUCUUGGUUCCUGCACUUCUUGGUCUCAAAGGAAAUUUGGAAAUGACCUUGGCAUCCCGACUGUCAACGGCUGUAAAUAUUGGAAAAAUGGAUUCUCCCAUUGAGAAAUGGAACCUAAUAAUUGGCAAUUUGGCCUUAAAACAGGUUCAGGCAACAGUAGUUGGUUUUCUGGCAGCAGUGGCAGCGGUUAUAUUAGGCUGGAUUCCAGAGGGCAAAUACCGCUUUGAUCAUUCUGUCCUUCUGUGUUCUAGCAGUGUAGCAACUGCUUUCAUAGCUUCUCUUUUACAAGGAAUAAUAAUGGUUGGAGUUAUUGUUGGAUCAAAGAAGACUGGUAUUAAUCCUGACAAUGUUGCCACUCCUAUAGCAGCAAGUUUUGGAGAUCUUAUCACUCUUGCUAUACUAGCAUGGAUAAGUCAGGGUCUUUAUAGUUGCCUUGAGACAUAUUACUAUAUAUCUCCUUUGGUUGGUGCCUUUUUUUUGGCUCUGACUCCGAUGGGGAUUGUCAUAGCUGCCAAACAUCCAGCUACCAGAACUGUUCUCCAUUCAGGAUGGGAGCCUGUUAUAACUGCCAUGGUUAUAAGCAGUAUUGGUGGCCUUAUAUUGGACACAACUGUAUCUGAUCCCAACUUAGUUGGAAUUGUUGUUUAUACCCCAGUAAUUAACGGCAUUGGUGGUAAUCUAGUAGCUAUUCAAGCUAGCAGAAUUUCUACCUACCUCCAUUUACACAGCAUUCCUGGAGAGUUGCCUGAAGAAGCCAAGGGUUGCUAUUAUCCUUGCAGAACAUAUUAUGGUACAGGAGUAAAUAACAAAUCAGCCCAAGUUCUGCUUCUUUUGGUGAUUCCUGGACACCUGAUUUUCUUGUACACUAUCCACUUAAUGAAAAGCGGCCACACUUCCUUAACUCCUAUCUUUAUAGCAGUAUAUUUGUUUGCGGCUCUGUUACAGGUGUUUACUCUGUUAUGGAUUGCUGACUGGAUGGUGCACCACUUCUGGAAAAAAGGAAAAGAUCCUGAUAGUUUUUCUAUCCCUUAUCUUACUGCACUGGGAGAUCUGCUUGGAACUGCCUUAUUAGCUGUAGGUUUUCAUUUUCUGUGGCUCAUAGGUGACAGAGAUGGUGAUGUCGGAGACUAAUUAUUCCAGUGGGUACUGUGACUUUUCCUGGAAUAUUGACAAGACCGCUCAUUCUGCUUGAAAGUCCUCAAAGUGAUUGUUCCAUUUGGUAUACAUAAAUCAAGUUGACACAGAUAUAAAGCAGCCUUAAUGAUUUAGUUUGGUAUGCUUUUUAAAAAAUAGGAUGGAACUAGCAGGGUACUUGAGACCUUUACUCAGAAACCAAGGUAGAUUGCUGCUAAUUGAAGACAGCUGACUAGAGACAAUGAGGGGCAAAUCAAUCCUUUGUAAAGUUUUAAAUUUUCAAAAGAUCUGGUCUUUUAAAAGGACAGUCCCUCAGCUGUUUUGUGAACCAGAACAAUCUCUAAUUGCUCAUUCAGUGGUAAUGAAGAAGAGAGCAAGACCCAGUCAGUGGUUUGCCUUGUCUUUGCCUUCCGGGAACAAAGUGGGUACAUAUAUUUUCAUUUUACCAGUGAAAUGGUUGGUAGAACCCAGAUUAAUUGAGUUUCAUAGACUUUACCCGAUCAGUUGAUGAUACGUUCUUUGCAAUUUCAGGGCCGUAGCUCUCUGACCAUUGCAGAUUUGAUAUUGAUAACUGUUCUGAUUUGAACCCUGAUAGUCUAAACAUUUUGUCACAAGCUUUAUUUUGUGUAUACUAAUAUGACCAUCAAUAUUUAUAAAAUUAGACACUUGAAAAGCAUCUGCAGGACUGAAUCCUUUUUCCUUGUGCUAGAAAGAGCAAUCUAAUUAUUUUGCUGUUACGAUUUAUUAGAACAAGAGCAUAGUAAAGACAAAUAAAGUGACACUGACCUCAUAAUAAUGAGUGAAUGAUUAAAACUCCUUGUGUUAGAAAGUGUAUUUUCAUUUAGCAACUGAAAAGAUGUUUAACUAACUGAUAUUAAUGGUGUUGUGAUGGCCAUUAUCUUGAUUUUAAUGAAGUAUUUAGAGGUGUUGAUACAAAUGUAAAUACUGAUCCCUAAUUAAAACUUGGGAUAUAAAAUAUUAUGUUCCUUUUUUAGGCACUUAGGAAAUUAAAUAAACUUCUAAAAUUCCAGACCUAUCUUUGUCAUCCAUUUCUAAGCAGAAAUCUCUGUUAACAGGAUUUCUGCUUUCAAACAGUGGAAGCAAUAUGGUCAAUAAGGAAAAUGACUGCUUCUGAAUGAUUUCUCUUAUUUGUAUACCUCAAUAUUUUGAAUAAUAAUACAUUGAUCAUGAGGACUCUGGUUGCUGCUUUGCAAAAAAGUACGAAUUGCUCUGUUGGAAAAUCUAGUGGGAGUUCCUCAUGGGAUACGUUUUUAAAGACUAUAACAUACAUCCUAAAUGCAUAAUUAAAUAAACAACUUGUAUUUUAAAUGUUGUGAUUGAAACGUUUGAAUUUUGAGACUUAAAUUAGAAAACUAAAUGCAUAUAUCAGCAUAUGCUGUAAUCCUGUAAACAUUAGUUGUGAUUUAUGCAUAUAAGUCCUCCCUUUUAAUUUGAUGGACCUACUCAGAUGAAUUAAAUUCUGUGAGUAAGUGUUAAUAGGACUUCUAUAGGUGUCCGUCAAUUUAAACUCUGUGGAAGUUGAAAGUGUUUGCAAUUCUGAAAAUUAAACCAGCUAUUCAGUGCCUACACAUGGAUUUAAAUGCCUGACUUUUAGCUCCCUCCUUUAAACACUUUUAUUUAAACAUUUUUUACAGUUAUAAUAAUAUAGAUGUUGAAGAAAUCAUAUGUAUUAUGUCUUUUAUUAUGUGAGGGAAAAGAUGGAAUCUUUCUAACUUAAGGUUCUCUGACUUUUCUUAGUUUAUAUUAAUGUUAUUUAAAACAGUUUCUUGUAUGUAGCAUUGUGGGAAAUACAACUAUUAAAUUCUUUAAAAUG
Molecule: messenger RNA, 4093 nt
Organism: Pezoporus occidentalis (night parrot)
Lineage: Eukaryota; Metazoa; Chordata; Aves; Psittaciformes; Psittacidae
Gene: SLC41A2
Product: solute carrier family 41 member 2
Exons: 12
Coding region: 535-2256 (573 amino acids)
Biological process (GO): monoatomic cation transport
Cellular component (GO): plasma membrane
Molecular function (GO): monoatomic cation transmembrane transporter activity
Source: RefSeq, a predicted model, not a curated record